AUGGAGGACUGACAGGAGCGACUGACCCACCCAAAUAAUUUGAUCUUGUUUGGGCAUUAUUCCGAACGCAAAGAUGUCUCGAGCAAUGAUACCCAGUCAGCAAAAGCUGGCCGAAAAGCUAACCAUCCUCAAUGACAGGGGUGCAGGGAUGUUAACGCGGAUCUACAACAUCAAAAAGAUGCUUGGAAACCCUGAGAACAAACCUCCGUUCUUGUCCGAGAAAACUCUUGAAAGCUCAAUGAGGACUAUUGUGAAGAAGUUCCCUGUGUUAGAUGCAAGAGGAACAAGUGGGAUGUCUUCUAUCAACAACUUCAAGAAUGAAGUGGUCAAAUCAUUAUCACUGUAUUACUAUACAUUUGUGGAUAUCAUGGAUUUUAAGGAUCAUGUGACAGAUCUGUUGACUACAAUGGAUGCUUGCCAAGUUCAUCUCAACAUUAUUUUGAACUUUGACCUGACGAAGCAGUACUUGGAUCUGGUGUCCACGUACACCAGUAUAAUGAUUUUAGUGUCCAAAGUGGAGGAUCGUAAGGCUGUCCUGGGGCUGUAUAAUGCAGCACAUGAGUUCCUUCACAGCACAAGUGAUCCGUCUUUCCCAAGACUUGGACAGAUGAUCUUGGAUUAUGAUCCACCAAUGAAAAAACUUGCAGAAGAGUUCAUUCCACAUUCAAGGUUGUUGUUACCUGCCCUGCUCUCACUCCACAAGAUCUACCCCCAGCGGACGUGGUCAGCUGAACAGAUGAGGUCUCAGCAGUUGCUCAGUCUGAUGGGGGAACCAACCAAGAUCAUGAAUGUGCCACUGACAGACCAGAUUCAGUGUGAAUAUUUAUCACAAGAUUCCAUGGAAAAAUGGGUCAUCUUUGGGAUGAUGCUGUGUUAUCAGCACCUGUCAGACCCCCAGGCCUGGGACCUGUGGAAGACAGCUCUACAGGCAGGCUACAUCGUACAGCUGUGUCGUGACGAAGUUCUCCAUAUACAUAGCUACAUCACCAACUUCUUUGACAGCCUGAAGGGUCAUAACAUACAGAGCAAACGUAUGACAGAGGUGAGGGAGUUUCAGAGCAGUGCUCUACAAACAGGACCAACUCUACAUCGAGAGAGGAGGAAAUUUCUCCGCACAGCUUUGAAAGAGCUGACAGCCAUUUUUACAGAUCAGCCAGGGUUGUUGGGACCAAAGGCCCUGUUUGUGUUCCAAGCAGUGUGCAUGGGUAGAGAUGAAAUUCACUGGCUGCUGCGUCACUUUGACAACCCCCCAUCAAAGCGACACAAUAUCAAAAUAGCUCAAGAAGACUUUGUAGACAGGCAGCUGCCAGAACUUCUAUUUUACAUGGAAGAAUUAAAGGCCCUAGUGAAGAAGUAUAACCAGGUGAUGCAGAGGUACUAUGUCCAGUAUCUGUCUGGGUAUGAUGCUGUACUUCUCAAUCAGCUCAUACAGAAAAUGGCCAUGUGCCCAGAAGAUGAGUCUGUGAUAUUGUCCUCAGUCUAUAACACUAUUGCAGCUUUGACUGUCAAGCAAGUGGAGGAGAAUGAAUUAUUUGAUUUCCGGGGGCUGAGGUUGGACUGGUUCAGAUUGCAGGCUUACUCUAGUGUCAGUAAGUCAGGUUUGAUACUAAAAGACCAUGUGGAUCUGGCUAAACAUCUCAACACUAUCGUCUUUCACACCAAAAUGGUGGACUACCUGGACGAAAUGCUCAACGAAACCGCAGACCUCUCCAUAUACUGUUUUUAUACGCAGCAUUUUGAGCACCAGUUUAAACAGUGUAUGGAGUUUCCAGCACAACAUCGAUAUACUAUUGUCUUCCCUUUGAUCUGUGCCCACUUCAUGAAUGCUACACAUCACUUGUGUCCAGAAGAGCGGUACUCCAUAGGUACUACCAGUGUCCAGUAUGCAAACUAUUUUCUGAGGGAGAUGUCAGAAGAGGUCAACCAGGUCAUCACUGCCAUUUGUGAGGAACAGUCCAUUCUUCAUUAUAAGCUCUUACCAAAACACAGUGCAGCAUUACUUUCCCAGGCUCACCAGAAGAAAGACAUGAAGGGAAAAGUGAAGCGACAAGCCCAAGACCUGGAGAAACCUGGAGAAGAAAGCUACAGGAAGCGAAGAGAGGAUUUCAAGAGAAUGGACAAGUUGCACAUGGCCCUGACAGAGCUUUGCUAUGCUAUUAACUACUGCAAUGUCAUACAAGUGUGGGAACAUGGGUUUGUGCCCAGAGAAUUCUUCCUGCAGCACCUCGAAACUAGGUUCAACAAAGCGCUAGUUGGCAUGAUGAUGCACAACCCAGACACAAAUGAGAUAGCCAAGCCCUCAGAGAUGCUGACCUCAGUCAAUGCAGUGAUGGGGGUCCUGCAAGGCAUUGAAAACUAUGUUCACAUUGAUGUGGCCCGAGUGUUCAACAACAUCCUACCCCAGCAGACUCAGCCAACAGACAGCCUGUCAGGGGAGAAAACCAUCACAGCCAAAUAUAGUAACUGGUAUUUGGAAGUGUUGAUGAGAAGAGUCAGUGCUGGUAACAUAGUGUACUCUCCAAACCAAAAGGCAUUUGUCAGCUUAGUGGCAGACCCACAGUUCCCAAGUGCUGAGGAGUAUGCAGAUCUGAUGGAGUUAAGGGCCUUAGCAGAGCUCAUUGGACCCUAUGGUAUGAAGUAUAUGGGUGAGAGACUAAUGAUACAUGUGGCUAGUCAAGUGGAGGAAUUGAAGGGCUUGGUGAUUCAGAACAAAGAGUUGCUUAUUCAGCUGCGGUCAAGCUUUGAUAAGCCCGAAGUCAUGAAGGAACUCUUCAAAAAGUUACAGAGUGUAGACAGUGUCUUACAGAGGAUGACCAUUAUUGGUGUACUGCUCUCCUUCAGAGAUCUGGCCCAGGAGGCCUUGUUAGAUGUGUUAGAAGUUCGAAUUCCUUUCCUGAUGGGAAGUGUGAAGGACCUACAGCACUCUGUUCCUACCUCCAGCAAAGAUUCUCUGUAUCGGUCCCCACUCUCUCCCUACCCACAGACCUCUAUUAGGACUCAGGUAGUGAGUGAGAUGGCCUCCUCAGCUGGACUGGCCUGUAACGUGGACCCUAUCCUCUGUAAUGCUUUGCGUUCUCAGAAACCACAGCACGGUGAGGAUGAGUACAUCAUUGCCUGUCUCCUGAUGGUGUUUGUGGCUGUGUCCAUUCCCAAACUAGCCAGGAGUGAGAGUUCUGUGUAUAGGGCACAGCUGGAAGGUCAUGUGAACAACAUUCAUUGUCUGGCUAAAGCAAUCAACGGACUAGCUGGAGCACUAUUCAGUAUCCAUGGAAAAGGAGAUGUGGAGGAAAGGUUAAAAGAAUUCCUGGCUCUAUCAUCUUCCAGUUUGUUGCGUCUUGGACAGGAGACAGACAAAGACAUGAUCAAGAACAGAGAGUCUAUAUACUUACUGCUGGACCAGAUUGUGCAAGAGUCUCCUUUCCUGACCAUGGAUCUGUUGGAGUCUUGUUUCCCUUACGCUCUGUUGAGAAAUGCCUACCAUGCAGUUUUCAAGCAGUCUGACCACUAGAUUAGAUCAUAGCCUUUAUAUAUGUACUCACAUAUUGUGCUGAGCUGGGUGUACCCAACUAUAGUAAAUAUAGCCUGUACAUGUCAUGCCAGAAAUUUGUGACAUUGAUCUGCAUUACCAAGUAAACAUUUUGUAACUCUAACAUGAAAAGUAUUACUGAGUAAGACUUGAUGUAUUUGAAACCUCAAAGAUUUGCAAAGUGGAAAUUAACAAACACUUGUGCUGGAAGCUUUUAUAUAUAUAUAUAUAUACUACGCCUACAUCCUCUACCGCCACAUAGCUGCGCCAGCACAUUUUGUUAUUCACUUGUCCUACAAUAUGGUCACGUCAUAUCUCUGUAAGUGUUUUCAGUCUCUUAAGCUCCUCAUUUUGUUCACUUAAUUACUGUCUUAAGUCAUGAUGUUUGUUAUUCAUUUUCUUGACCAAUUUCUUACCAUGUUUUAUUCUGUCAUAGAUUUGCAUUUUUUUUUAAUUGUUUUAUGUAAAGAACCUUGAUUUAAUUGUAUAAGUGUUUUAUUAUGGCAUUGGCCAGUGCAAUAGUUAACAGUGCAGGUAGAUCCAAAUAUUUAGCUAGAUUUUGAAAUGUUUUUGCUCUUCAUUGCUAGUAUAUUUGGUGCAAAUAACUUUAUGUAAGUUUUGUACAAAAACAACCUUGUUAAUGGAACAAAACAGAACACAUACAUGUAUCAUUUGUAUGAUAUUUAGUUUGAGCUUAUGCUUGUUCAUACCACAUACCUUUUCUUUAAACCAUUUUGUAAAAUAAACCAAUAAUUAAAAUUAACUUACUGAUAAA
Liolophura sinensis is the source of this 4301-nucleotide messenger RNA. RefSeq names its product membrane-associated protein Hem-like. Gene Ontology annotation, cellular component: SCAR complex. Bases 74 to 3508 code for a protein of 1144 amino acids. Gene Ontology annotation, biological process: cell migration; cell projection assembly; neuron projection morphogenesis. The record is from RefSeq and is a predicted model, not a curated record. NCBI's taxonomy places the organism in Eukaryota, Metazoa, Mollusca, Polyplacophora, Chitonida, Chitonidae. The transcript is spliced from 34 exons.